Messenger RNA from Gongylonema pulchrum, 453 nucleotides. NCBI's taxonomy places the organism in Eukaryota, Metazoa, Nematoda, Chromadorea, Rhabditida, Gongylonematidae. The record is from the annotation of a GenBank genome assembly.
AUGGAAAUGCGCGUAGCUCCAGCGUGCAUGAUUAUUGAUUUAUUGCAUGAUGCCCAGUCAGUUUCCGGUGAGUGGUCGUUAAUCGAAAUCAGUGACGAUAAGCACCGGGCGGACCCGUGCGAUCAUGCGUUUUCGCAGUAUUCCGUGCUGUAAAAAUGGCGACGUGAACGAAAAAACUGGAACGGUCAUGCAGUUAUGCGAUCAGCGACUGUAAAUACACAACAGAUGGUUGCGCAAAUGCUUGUAAAUGGUACUACGGUGAGCUAUAAAAUCAGUUUGAAAUUAUACGACAGGCGUAAGCUGCAACUGAAUUCAAGGAAUUGUGAUUUGCAGUUCAUUUCUGACACUUACCUGAGAUCAGCGGCGGACGCGUCAAAUGGCUGCAGUGAUCAGACGUUCUUGCGAUUCGAUCUUGGAAACGCGUUGUUGCAUGCUGAACGGAUAUGUCAGUAG